AUGCCAAAGGGGCUUCCGGGCCCCUGGCGAAAGAGCGUUUAUCACCGGGCUGCCGGUUGUCUUUCAGUUACCUUCACCACCGACGACCUUCGCCCUCGAGGUCGAGUUAAUAUGGGCAAGUAUCUUGCGCCCUAUGGCAUAUCGGUAUAUCCCUAA
Coprinopsis cinerea okayama7#130 is the source of this 156-nucleotide messenger RNA. RefSeq lists its product as hypothetical. The record is from RefSeq and is a predicted model, not a curated record. The transcript is spliced from 3 exons. The coding region runs from base 1 to 156 and encodes 51 amino acids. Lineage: Eukaryota; Fungi; Basidiomycota; Agaricomycetes; Agaricales; Psathyrellaceae.